Molecule: messenger RNA, 2113 nt
Organism: Lingula anatina
Lineage: Eukaryota; Metazoa; Brachiopoda; Lingulata; Lingulida; Lingulidae
Product: putative tyrosine carboxypeptidase MATCAP2
Source: RefSeq, a predicted model, not a curated record
AUGGAGACGGCAAUAGCAAAGUAUGGCAGUUAUGAGACCUUUGAGGAGAAGACAGGAGGGAAACCCAUGUCAAGAACUCAAAUUAUGGCCAUGGUGCUUCAAUAUCUCAGGAAAGAAAAUCUAGAGGAGGAAAUCUCUGUUAAUAUGUCGGAAGUUUUGAUGUCUCGUGCCUCUAUGACAAAUGUGAAGGGAAAGCCCACUCUGAAUGUCAGGGUUUGGAACCUCAGGGAGCACUGGGUGGAUGGCUUGCUACGGCAUGAAGUUGGGACUCACUACAUUCGGAGCUACAAUAACCAGUUCCAGCCCUGGUACAACUGGAAGAAACGCAAAGAGCUCGACAUGGAACCCAUCAACCCAACGGAGGAGGGCCUUGCUGCACUACACAGUAUACUGGUCAGGAAGGACCCAUCUCUGUGGCGGGCCGCCAUAUUGUAUUACACGACGUACUGGGCAGCACACAUGUCACUGAGGGACUUGUUCAAAGACCUGGGAAGGUUUGUUCAAGAUCCUCACACCAGAUGGGACUACUGUAUGAGGACCAAGAGAGGCCAGACUGAUACCUCACAGCCAGGUGGAUUUAGCAAGGACCAAGUUUAUUUGACAGGUGCUCUAGAACUGUUACGCUACAGACACAGCAUCGACUUCCAUGCCCUCGCCAGGCUGGGCAAGGUUUCGUAUAAAGAUGUGGACAAAUUGAAAAACAUGGGCGACUUUGAAGAGACCCGUAUCCCGUACUUUAUGCAGGACACUAACUGGUAUCUGGGAAGACUGGACCACAUUGUGAGAGCCAAUGGACUGACCGAUGCAGAGUUGAAGAGAGUCGUGCCUGACUUGGAUGACAUAAAUUUGAAAUCAUGUGGUUCAGCAAGCAGUUUUAAUUAUUGACUGGUAAUUGUCUUUCCUAUUAAUAUUUUGAGUCACAGUGAUAAUACAAGUACUUGUCACUCAGAGAAAUCACAGUAUGUGGAAAGAUGUGUUUUAUAAAGGUAAAAAUAGUUGAUAAAAUGCAAGUUAUGGGGAAAAGGGGUUGAGGGAGAGAUAUUUAGAUGGUGCAUUGAUUGUGAAGUGUUAUGUUCAGUUAUAGUGCUGAUGUGGAGGGGUGGGGGUUUGGAGGGGGGAGGGAAAUACUGGUAGUCUAUAAGUUUUACUGUUUAUUAAGUAUAAUACAUAUUUACGCUUAAAAACUGCCAGUUUGCUGUGACUUACCUCAUGGUAGGGAAGGUUCUUGUGACUCUCUAGAAUCCAUAUACUCUCAGGUAGCGAAUGACUAUCAUGUCUCAUAUACAGUAUUUGUAGAAUAUGUCUUCCAUGUCUUAACAAUUUUUUUUUUUUUAAUAAAAGUAUGUUAUGAUGGGCCUAUGAACAGUACAAUCAUCUUGAUGUUAGAAAAUACACUUUUCAAGGCACAGAUCACUGUGGAUGUGAUAUUCUUCAGAUCUCAUACAAAUGGGGAAAGACAUUUAAAGAAUGAACAUUUUGCAAAAAAAAAAAAUAAAUGCCAUUAAAAGCUAUGACAAUUGUCAGAAAUGUUCUUCUAAGAUAUAUAGUUAUUUAUUAGUGCAAAAUAUUGUAUUUAAUACAAUCUUUUUAUCUCUCAAAAACAUAUCUGGUUUUUGCAACAAGUCUAAGACUACAUGUACAUGACUUAGUGACUAGUCUUUCUUUUUUUGCAUUAUUUCCACAUAUUUAUUUAGUGCUAUAUACUAUAAUUGUGUUAAAAUCUUGCAUAUAUGUAAAGAUUGAAAAUUUUACUUCCAUAGAACUUUUAAAGUAUUUUUGUAGCAGUGGUGACCUUUUUAAAAAUUAUUUUUGCAUGUGUGUGUGUGUUCAAAGACUCUCCCCUUCAUGUUUAAGGAAAGGUCGUUAUUAGUAAUAUUCUCAUAUUUGUAACUCAUAUUAUUGAUAUUCUAGUCCACAAUAAAGUGAAAGGUUAAUUCAUUCAAUAUACAGUAUCAUGAUCUGAAAUAAGGUAAUUAUUUUUCCUUUUAAUUUCAAAGUGUUGGACGAAGUGUUUUGAAGAUUGCCUAAGACAAUUUUUCAUUCAAUAUUUAACUUUGUAAAGGUUUCAUAAGAAUUAAAGAUGUAGAUAUUUUCAGCUAUACACUGCCAGGAC